Molecule: messenger RNA, 789 nt
Organism: Suncus etruscus (white-toothed pygmy shrew)
Lineage: Eukaryota; Metazoa; Chordata; Mammalia; Eulipotyphla; Soricidae
Product: granzyme A-like
Exons: 5
Coding region: 1-789 (262 amino acids)
Biological process (GO): positive regulation of apoptotic process; negative regulation of oxidoreductase activity; proteolysis
Molecular function (GO): serine-type endopeptidase activity
Source: RefSeq, a predicted model, not a curated record
AUGAGGAACCGCUGCCUAUUUCUGGUAUCUUCUUUCCUCAUUGUUACUUUUUUCCUGUUAAUUCCUCAAGGUAUUUGUGGCCAAAUCAUUGGUGGCAAAGAAGUCACUCCUCACUCAAGACCCUACAUGGUUCUAAUUAAAUUAAGCAAUAAAGGAAUUUGUGGUGGAGCUUUGAUCCAUGAGAACUGGGUGUUGACUGCUGCUCAUUGUACUAUAAACAAAAGAACCCAGGUCAUCCUUGGAGCUCAUGCACAGAACAAAAGUGAACCAGAAAGACAGAUAAGAUACAUUGAGAAAUGGAUCCCCUAUUCAUGCUAUGAUUCUAUCACACAUGAAGGUGAUCUUCAACUUCUACAGCUGAACAAAAGUGCAACACUUAAUAAAAAUGUGAAUCUCCUUCCUCUGCCAAAAAGAGGGAAAGAUGUGAAGCCAAACACAAUGUGUCGAGUUGCAGGAUGGGGAAGUACUCAUGAAAAGUCCUCUAUGUCCUCCAACACUCUAAGAGAAGUCAAUAUCACAGUCAUAGACAGAAAAAUUUGCAAUAAUCCAAAGCAUUAUAACUACAAUCCUCUAAUUGGGCUAAACAUGAUCUGUGCUGGAAACCUCAAUGGAAGAAGAGAUUCAUGCAAAGGUGAUUCUGGAAGCCCUCUGAUAUGUGAUGAUAUUUUCAGAGGCAUCACUGCCUUUGGCUUGGAAGGGAAAUGCGGAAACCCUAAGGGACCAGGCAUCUAUACUCUACUCUCACAGAAGUACAUCAAUUGGAUCAAUAAAAACAUGAGAACAGUGUAG